Molecule: messenger RNA, 807 nt
Organism: Fulvia fulva
Lineage: Eukaryota; Fungi; Ascomycota; Dothideomycetes; Mycosphaerellales; Mycosphaerellaceae
Product: Chorismate mutase
Exons: 1
Coding region: 1-807 (268 amino acids)
Biological process (GO): chorismate metabolic process; aromatic amino acid biosynthetic process
Cellular component (GO): cytoplasm
Molecular function (GO): chorismate mutase activity
Source: RefSeq, a predicted model, not a curated record
AUGGAUUCCGCAAUCGAUCUCAACGACCCCCAAAAAGCCCUCUCCCUCCAACACAUCCGCUACCAACUCAUCCGCCUCGAAGAUACCGUCCUCUACUCCCUAAUAGAACGCGCCCAAUUCCCCCUCAACAACACAAUCUACACCCCCGGCGCAAUCCCCAUCAACGGCUCCAACCUCUCCUUCUCCGACUGGGUCCUCCGCGAACAAGAACGACUCCAAUCCCGCAUACGCCGCUACCAAUCUCCAGACGAAUACCCUUUCUUCCCCGACGCUAUGGAGGAGCUGAUACUCCCACCAAUCGAAUAUCCUAAGAUUCUCUGGGACAACGAUGUGAAUGUGAACCAUGAUCUCAAGAAGAGAUAUAUCGACUCCAUCCUCCCCGCUAUCUGCCCCACCCGCGAACGCGAGGAGCGAUCAAGAGAGGCACAAGAGAACUACGGCUCCGCCGCGACAGCAGAUAUAACGUGUCUCCAAUCUCUCUCGCGACGAAUCCACUUCGGGAAGUUCGUCGCGGAAUCAAAAUUCAAAGAGAAUCCCGAAAAGUUUGUGAAAUUGAUCAAAGCGGGAGAUACCAAGGGGAUCGAUGAGGCGAUUACAAAUAUGGCGGUGGAGAGGCAGGUACUGGAGCGGUUGAGGAGGAAGGCCGAGAUGUAUGGACAGGACCCAAAUUUGAAAGAGGAUGGGGGAAAGAGUAAGAUUCCGGUUGAUGCGGUGGUCAGUACGUAUAAGGAUCAUGUUAUUCCCUUGACGAAGGUGGUCGAGGUGGAUUAUUUGAUGCAGAGGUUGAAGGGGACGGAGUGGGAGUGA